AGGCAGUGGAAAAGCCAUGGGAACGUGUACACAUAGAUGGGCAACCACAUGAUCGUGGUUUUAAAUUUGGAUCUAAGAAGGAUACCACUGAGGUAGUUUUCAAGAAAUCUGGUGUUCUCCAGCUGACUUCUGGCAUUGAAGGGUUAGCUCUAUGCAAGACAACCCUGGUUUUGAAGGCUUUGUUAGGGACAAAUAUACAGCUUUGCCUGAAACAGGAGAAGGGAUCCCGGGAACUGAAUUUACUGCACUGUGGAGGUACUCAUAUGAAUCUAUCUCAAGCAUCCCUCAAAAGCCAUUUUACUUCAAUGAGAGAUCCCUAGACGUGAAAAAAGUUUUGAUGGAAGCUUUCUUUGGUCCUCCAAAAGAAGGGGUAUAUAGCCCAUCUGUUCAGAGUACUCUUGUCCAAGAAGGCUGUUCUUAGCAGGUUUCCUGACAUAACAAGCAUUCAACUUUAAAUGCCAAAUAUCUCUUUUUUUUUAGCAAGCCAAAAAUCCAUUUCUUACCGGUUAAUUUAUCAAACAACGAAAAUGGGACUAUAGUAAAGUUCGAAGAUGAUCUCUAUGUACCAACGGAUGAACCUCUUGGAUCAAUUCAAGCUAAACUGAUCCGCUUCUAGUCAAAGAUGUAGAAGUCCUCCGAUAUUGUUAUAUGUGCUGCUGUCGCUAUAGUCCGCAGCUUAUGCUACCUGCUUGUUCAUUCUCAAAAAAAUGGGCUGAGAAAUUGUAUAAUUCUCGUGUAUAUUCAUAAGAAAAUUGCAACUGCAUG
Molecule: messenger RNA, 765 nt
Organism: Rubroshorea leprosula
Lineage: Eukaryota; Viridiplantae; Streptophyta; Magnoliopsida; Malvales; Dipterocarpaceae
Source: the annotation of a GenBank genome assembly